GUUGAAUAGUCAUACUUAAUUACAUAAGUACUCCAUAAAAGCAAAAAAAAAAAAAAAAAAAAAAAGAAAAUAAGCAAGAAAAUAGAGAAAAAUUAGUUUAAUUUUAGAAAAAAUUUACAACAAGUGAGAAAUUAAUUCCACUAAAGACCUUUUUUUUUUUUUUUUUAAUAUUUAAAAAUUAAUUUUAAUUUUUAUUUACAGUUGUAAGAGCAUGUGAAGAGUCUACUACAUGUUCGUAGGCAAUGACCAUGGUGUAGUGGUGGCGUUGCGCACAAUUUCUGCUGCAACAAUCUCUUUUCCUGUCACUUCAUCUUCUUCAUUCCACCAAAUUUCCUCCAACUUCUUUCUUCUUCAUUUCACUACAAAAUUCAACAUUUUUACCAUUUUAAGCUCAAAAUUCUCCAAAACUCUGUCAUCUUCUUUUUGCCAUUUUUAGUAAUCAAGGUUUAAUCACCCCAUUUCCAGAAUUUUAAACCCCUCUUUUAUCUGCUUUCUCUCUCUUCAUCUGGGUUCCCACUUUCAUUUUUGAGGUGACCAAGCUAUGUCACAACUGAUGGAGGAAAACCUGGAAACUUUCAAAUGGGGAAUCAAGAUGGUAACAGAUGAUUCAGAAAUCAAAUCUUACAAGUCGUUUAGAUAUCAAGGUGUUCAAUAUUCUCUUCACGACUGUGUUUACCUAUAUCGGGAAGGUGCAAAAGACACCGAUAUAGGUAAACUGGUAAAGAUGUGGGAGUCAAAAGCAGGAGCUAAGAGAGGGAGAGUUAUCUGGUUUUUCCGACCAGCAGACGUGUGCAACUUCAUACGAGAGUAUGAACCUUCUUGGAAUGAGCUGUUUUUGGCUUCUGGUGAGGGCAGAGGAGUUUCAAACAUAAUCCCUCUGGAAGCUAUUGUUGGGAAAUGCAAUGUUGUAUGUACUGCAAAGGAUAGAAGGAACACUCUUCUAUCUAAAUCAGAUUUGGCAAAGGCUAACUACUACGUUUUCCAUAUUUUUGAUGUCGGAGAUCUAAGGAUAUCAGAUAAGUUUCCUGAUAUCAUUGACAAGAUAAAAGUGGAACGUUUGUUCAAUUGGAGUCAAAAUAAUCCCAAAGGAAAUUUAGAAUGCAGGACUGGUCUCUCUGCUGGUUCACAGUUGAAAGUUGCAGAAAAUCCUACAAACACUGCUGAAAAGCCUACAAAGAUCGAAAUUUUGCAUGCAUCUGAGAAUUUUGAGAUUCGAGAUAAGCCCAAAGCAAAUGUAGAAUGCAGGAACGAUCCUAGUGCUAAUGCACUAUUGAAAGAAAAGCAUAUAAAGGCAGAAGUUCUGAGUGUACAUGCGAAUUUGGAGCAUCACACUUUAGAAGCCCCACCUUUGAAGAAGAGGAAAAUUCUACCAGAGACAGAUUUUCCCUCACCAUCUCAGGAUACCCGAAGAUGGUUCUUCGCGUUGUCGUGGGAAGAUAAACUAAAGGAGGCUCAUGAGCAAGGAACUGUCAUCCACUUGUAUAACUUGGAUCUGUCUCAUACUGCAUUAGACGUACAGGAAAUGAUUUCAAAGGCUUUUAAGGUUAAGGCUCAUGCAAAGAUCAUGCCACGCAGACAUUCUUUCGAUAUAUAUGGGCAUGCAUUGGUUAUAUUUGAAUCGAAGGACGAUGCAGAUCUCAUCAUGUGUUUGUUAAAAGAUAGGUGUCUUGUAGUUGGGGAAGGAAGGCCUCUCGUUGCUUGCAAAGCCACUCUUAAUGAACCAUAUAUGACUCGGAAUUUUCCUGGCCAUCUCAUCAUGGAUAAACUGAAGCACAAAUUUAACAAUAACAAGAGAAAGGCCGUGUUUGCUUCCCACUGUGCACAGGCAAAUACAAUUGAACACGAGAUGGCAAUGCAAUGGCGCAUGCUUCAAAAAAGAUCAGAUCUCUGGUGGGAAGCUUUAUUCAAGGGACAAGCAAAAGAGUUUUCAGACUGUCAGAGCCAGAUGAUGAAGGAUCGAACAGAUGAACUUAAUAGAACGGCAGUAGAGGUAACUUUUGCACAUGAAUCGUCUGAUGCACCUAAUAGAAGAGUAGAGAGACCUCCUGCGAUCAAAUCAGAUGAACCUAACAUAACAGCAGUAGAAGUUACAUCUGUACCUGAAUCUCCUGUUGAGAGGCCUCAAAGUGCAUCACAUCCGACUUUGUUGUGAUAUUUAUGGUUUGGCAAUUGAAGAGUUUGUGUACAGAAGGAUGCUAACUGCAACUGUGUGCUUGAUAUGUUUUUGGAUGUUGAGCGUGAUAUAUUUAAGAAGUCGCCACUUGAAAAAUUUGCGGGUUGCCCCCUUAGAUCCAAGCAUACUUUCUCAAAUAGAACAUAGAAAGCUGUAUAAAUCUUUUUUGGCUACAAACUUGAACUAUUAGUCUAUUACUAUUUCUGAGGCAAUGUAGAUAAUUAACUUCCUCCUUGAGUUCACAAUUAUAAAAUUUUCGGUUGACAUCGUAAUUAUAGAUCUUCUCCCUUAAAAUUUCUGUAAUGAUCUAAGUGUCAUACUUUAAUUAUUAAAUGACCAUUUUGCACUUGAA
This is a messenger RNA of Chenopodium quinoa (quinoa), 2525 nucleotides long. Its product is annotated as protein ANTI-SILENCING 1-like. Gene Ontology annotation, molecular function: chromatin binding; RNA binding. NCBI's taxonomy places the organism in Eukaryota, Viridiplantae, Streptophyta, Magnoliopsida, Caryophyllales, Amaranthaceae. The record is from RefSeq and is a predicted model, not a curated record. The coding region runs from base 542 to 2152 and encodes 536 amino acids. The transcript is spliced from 14 exons.